Molecule: messenger RNA, 1026 nt
Organism: Seminavis robusta
Lineage: Eukaryota; Bacillariophyta; Bacillariophyceae; Naviculales; Naviculaceae
Source: the annotation of a GenBank genome assembly
AUAUUAUUGCUACUCGUACGUACGCGUUGACCUUGAAGCUUCAACAUCAUGAUCUGUGGCGGUUGAAGCGUGAUUUCUUCCAUUCCGGUAGCAUCCACCCACCGAUCACUAUCAGUAGCACAUUCACUGCCUUCUUCUUUGAGUUAGUUUAUCCCCCAACAACAUGCUUUCCAGAAUCGUUGAGCAAAUCUUUGUCGUUGCCCUAUUGGUGGCAGCAGCAAGCCCCAGUGAUGCAUUCACCACUACCGGUACUGCCACCAGGACUGUCAAGGCUUUGUCGGCAACUGUAGACACAGAGGAGGAUAUUCUCAAGCCCCCUUAUGAGGUAGAACCCAUUUCACUCCGUAUUGGCCAUGGAUUUGAUAUUCAUCGAAUGGCUCCCAUUGAAGUGGCAGGGCAACCAGUGAUCAUUGGCGGGGUGAAGAUUACCCACAAGGAUCAAAAGUGGACUGAUGCAGAAGGGACAUAUGUGGAAAAGGGAGGAAUCUACGAAACUCAGCUAGGAGUAGUGGCCCAUUCCGAUGGUGACGUGGUCUAUCAUUCUAUUGUAGAUGCCAUUUUUGGGGCUCUGACACUCCCCGACAUUGGCCAAGUGUUUCAAGACACCGAUCCUCGAUGGAAGGGUUGCGAUUCCUCCAAAUUCAUGGAACAUGCCUAUGAAGUCAUGACGGGUUAUGGAUACAAAAUUGGAAAUUGCGAUGUCACACUCAUCUUGGAAAGACCCAAAGUAGCCAGCUUCAAACCAGCCAUGAAAGAGAAUAUUAUCAAUUUGCUCCAUACAACACCAGGUCGAGUCAACAUCAAAGCUCGGACACACGAACAAGUGGAUAGUGUGGGAGAGCUUCGAAGUUUGAGUUGUCAUGUGGUUUUGACACUGGAAAGAGCUUAAUAAAAGAAGAAUGGCAUGAACGCGUGCCAAUCCAAACAGAAACAACAAUACAUUUGCAAUCUACAGUACAUGAUCCUGCAGCCAGUCAUGCAAACGAUACUGUGCGUUCUGUGAGAGGAAGACUCGUAGCUCGGUAU